AUGACUAUGCUGAGUCGGGUAUUCGCAUCUGCAUGGUGGAAGGUGUUAUCGGUUCAGCUGCAAUGGUAUGAACAUAAGCAAGGUGGAGUUAGGACAGAAUCAGAUCACCAUGACAACUUUAGCACGGCACCUUAUCAGCGCCCGCCGGAUGUGAUUACGGGAUCCACUUCGAAAAUGAAGAAACGGAGCCAUAACAUACGAGUGUGGUCACCCCCUGAACACAGGGACCGCCAUCUCGAUGAUUACAUCCAAGCUGUGCAAAAGGAUAUCCUCAAAGUAACGUCCAAAAAAGGACCCCCACGACACAAUCUGUCAAGUGAAGAACGCAAAGCACUCAGCGAUCUUGAGAAGCGAAAGGACAUUGUCAUCAAACCCGCGGACAAGGGAGGUGUUAUUGUGGUCAUGGACACUGACGCAUAUAUUCGCGAGGGAGCCCCCCAACUGGAAGACACAACGUUUUAUGAGAGGCUUGAUCGCGAUCCCACACCAGACUAUGCGUCAAAGAUCGAGAGGACCCUAACCGACCUCCGUGAUAACAAAAAAAUCACGCCUGAUACACAUAAGCAACUCCUUCCACAAUCUCCGAAACCUGGUCGCUUUUAUCUGUUACCCAACAUUCACAAGCCGGGCAAUCCAGGCAGACCCAUCAUAUCUGGCAACAACACAGUGACAGAGAACUUGUCAACGCUUGUGGACUACCUCAUCAAGGACAUCCCCCCCACCCUUCAGUCAUAUGUGAAAGACACCAACCAUUUUCUAAAGACCAUUCGCAACCUCAAACUACCUGAGAACUGCUUCCUUGUCACCCCUGAUGUAGCGUCCCUCUACACUAAUAUUCCCCACUCUGACGGCAUCGAGGCGGUCGUGGAAGCCUACACGAAAUCACCGUCGGACAGUCCCUACCACGUGGACAGCGCCACACUGAAGGUACUAUUGGAAAUUAUACUAACGCUGAACAACUUCGAAUUUAAUGGCCAACACUACGUCCAGAUAAAUGGCACAGCUAUGGGCACAAAAAUGGCCCCAAACUACGCGAACAUCUUCAUGGGUAAAUUGGAAACAUGUUUUCUGUCGCGGUGCCACAUCAGACCAUUUCUCUAUAAGAGGUAUAUCUAUGACAUAUUCAUAAUCUGGGACAACACUGAGAGUUCACUACUGGAAUUCAUUCGGGACUUCAACAACGCGCACCCCAGCAUCAAUUUCACCCACAACUAUUCAACCACAACUACGAACUUUCUGGACGUCACGUAA
This is a messenger RNA of Ornithodoros turicata, 1251 nucleotides long. RefSeq lists its product as uncharacterized. The coding region runs from base 1 to 1251 and encodes 416 amino acids. Lineage: Eukaryota; Metazoa; Arthropoda; Arachnida; Ixodida; Argasidae. The record is from RefSeq and is a predicted model, not a curated record. The transcript is spliced from 3 exons.